GAUGAUGAGCAAUACAUCGCCGCCGCCGACUUGCGUGACAGCAAGCGUCGCGCGAAGGCUGAAAAGUACACGCGCGAACCAGGCUUGGUUAUCGCCCCGGAGGAGGAUAUCGACGGCAAGCGCGAAAUUGGACAAACCAUUAUGUCGAACAGAGGUCUCACUCCGCACAGAAACAAGGAGGCGAAAAACCCGCGUGUUCGGCUUCGCGGCAAAUUCGGCCGCGCCGUCACUCGAAGAAAAGGCUCCGUUCGCGAUGUCAAAGAAAAGACAGAUGGCUACGGUGGUGAGCUCACGGGUGUU
Messenger RNA from Ostreococcus lucimarinus CCE9901, 300 nucleotides. RefSeq lists its product with no specific name. Gene Ontology annotation, cellular component: nucleolus; small-subunit processome. The record is from RefSeq and is a predicted model, not a curated record. The transcript has a single exon. The annotation marks the transcript as partial. Gene Ontology annotation, biological process: maturation of SSU-rRNA from tricistronic rRNA transcript (SSU-rRNA, 5.8S rRNA, LSU-rRNA). NCBI's taxonomy places the organism in Eukaryota, Viridiplantae, Chlorophyta, Mamiellophyceae, Mamiellales, Bathycoccaceae.